AAUAAGACAGACUAAAAGAUUUCUGGUUUUUAAUUGGACAGUAAAGUUGUUUGCAUUAAAUUCAAAUUUUGACAUUAUCUAAAGAUUGAUGAAGAAAUAUGACACCUCAUCCCAUUGUAGCUGAUCAGACGAAAAAUAACUCUUAUUCUAAAAAUGAUAUUAAAGUUAUAUGCAUACUGAUCUUGAUGGUAAUACCAUUUUAUACCGCUGUUGAGAUAUCAACUUUUAUUUGCGAUCAGUUUACAUUUUACAGUUUCUUAACUGAGAGUGGAUUGCCUUAUGGACAUGAUCUAUCUACUGACGAAAAUAAUUCAACAGAAAUAAUACUCAAACAGCAAAAUGCUCAAAAACAAACAUCCUUGGUACAAUCAUCGAACAAUUUUGCAGCAGUAGCUCCUGGUUUAUUAUCGACUCUAGUAGUUGGUCAUCUGUCGGAUCGUUUUGGACGAAAAGUUGCUUUGGGAAUCCUUGUAGCCGGAGAAGCUGCACAAGUGAUAGCUGUUGCUGUUGUGGUGUUCUUUCGUCUAACACCAUGGGCAUUGGUUGCUUCAAAUGUACUAGAAGGUGUCAUUGGUGGUGGUUUACUGUCAGCUAUUGCUCAAUUUUCCGUUUGUAUAACGGAUAUAACAAAUAAUGAUCAACUUCAAAAGUCUACUACAUCCAUACCAAAAUGUGUGUAUGAACGUCGACGUUGGUUAUUUCUAACACUUAUUGAUGGUUUAGCUUGUUUAAGUCUAGCAGUUGCUAGUAUGAUUGCAGGUUCACUAAUUCAUACAUACGGCUUCAAUAUAACAAUGGGUGUUUGUAUUGUAAUUUAUUUCCCAGUUACAAUUUUGAUAUUCUUUUUACCUGAAACCAAUAAUAGAAAACAAUUGAAUUGUGACACUCAGGUCAAUGUGCCUAUUAAUGAUAAACUAACGAAACUUGAAGAUGUUAGAGAUGUAAAGUUAUCUUGUUGGGGAAUUAUUUGUCAGAAAAUGAAACAAAUAUUCAUGACUGUGACAUCAUCCAAUCCAGUCUUAUUAUUAAUCUUAGGAAUUCUAUUCAUUGUAUCAAUUUCGGCAAUGGUAGAUUCCCCAUUUGUUACAGUAUACUUAAUGAGUGAACCAUUCUGGUGGAAUUCAAAGAAGCUCGGAUUAACCAACGGUAUAACAGAGGCAUGCUCAGCAAUAUUAUCAAUAAUAAUUGUAAAUAUUCUGGCAAGAAUGCAAUCAUCACAAUCAACGCGUUCGAAUAAUAGAGAUAAAAGUGAAUCGAAUAGCAGAAACCUGGUUGAAAAUGGAACUGACUUAAGAUUUCAGAAUACACUGUUCAGUUUACUAAUUUUCGCGCUAAGUUCAAUGCUAUUAAGUAGAGUUUUAAUGACAGUAGCAUACUUGUCUGCAUCGUUUACAGCCAAUAUAAUUGUUUAUCUAAGCUUAAUUCCGAAACUAGCAAAAAAUAUUAAUUUUCCUUUAUUGCGUACACUGAUCACUAAUUGGAGUGGGACACAGAGAAAGGGUGAGUUAAAUCUCUAUUCAUCAUUUUGA
Messenger RNA from Schistosoma turkestanicum, 1529 nucleotides. NCBI's taxonomy places the organism in Eukaryota, Metazoa, Platyhelminthes, Trematoda, Strigeidida, Schistosomatidae. The record is from the annotation of a GenBank genome assembly.